GUGGUUGCAAAACAGACAGAGGUGUGCGGAGUAGAAAGGACACUCCUCACAGACGCUGAGAAGGAUACUAAUCUCUCAACACGAUGAUGUUGGCAGAAGUGCUGCAGGUGUUGAGGGGGGCCAGCAAGGUGGGUGCUGCCUUCGCCAACAUUCAGGGCGAACAACUCCGACUGAUGGCCUGUAACUCGACCUUUGGUGCAGGAGUCAAAGCUGCAACGGAGGCGGUCGAGGGUGUGAUGGGCACUGUAAUGGGAGAAAGCGUGACUCCCAAGACUGACGAGUUUCCUGACAUUGAGAAGUGGGAGGAGAUGGACCCGGAUGAAGCAGCAAAGUGGGCAGUCGGCUCUGAAAUGCCCCCAGAUAUUUCCAGCAAAGAUGGAAGGGAUGAAACGUCAGAGCCGCUUUUUGCUGCACCUACUGGCACGGUCAAAGGAACUGGUUGGCCUGGUCAAAACACUCGAUUUCUACAUGUGUCAAUGUCUCAUCCCCAUACUAGGUUUGUCCACGAUUCUGUGGUGGCCAGGUUAAGCCCUGAAGACAUUAAAAAGGCGCGGGAGGCAAAGCAGAACAUUGCCAGGCCUGUACGGCAAAAGCUUAGCGAGCGAGCCAGAGAGCGGAAGGUACCUGCUACGCGGAUCAGUCGCCUUGCCAAUUUUGGGGGAUUAAUGGUUGGUCUAGGCAUUGGAGCCAUUGCUGAGGUGGCAAAACAGUCUUUUGGAGGAAAACGCUCAGAGAUGGGGGCUCUUUUAGACUCUCCCCUCCUGUCAGAGGCCAAUGCAGAGAGAAUAGUGAACACACUGUGUAAGGUUAGAGGAGCGGCCCUCAAGAUUGGACAGAUGCUAAGCAUUCAGGAUAAUAGCUUCAUUAACCCGCAACUGCAGAAAAUAUUUGAGAGGGUUCGACAGAGUGCAGACUUCAUGCCAGCCUGGCAAAUGCAUAAAGUGCUUGAGGAAGACUUAGGGUCUGGAUGGAAGGAGAAACUCUCAUCAUUCGAGGAAAAACCCUUUGCUGCUGCCUCCAUUGGUCAAGUGCAUCAUGGAGUUUUGCUUGAUGGGAGGGAAAUUGCUAUGAAGAUACAGUACCCUGGUGUGGCUGAGAGCAUUCAUAGUGACAUCAACAAUCUUAUGUCUGUUCUGAAGAUGAGUCUUGUGCUGCCUGAUGGUCUGUUUGCUGACAGUAGUCUCGAGGUUCUUCAGAGGGAGCUGGCAUGGGAGUGUGACUACAAGAGAGAGGCAGAGUGUGCAAAGCGAUUCAGGAAUUUGCUUGAAGGAGAUCCAGUAUUCAUGGUCCCUGAGGUCUUUGAUGAGCUGUCGGGUCGUCGUGUGAUCACCAUGGAACUGGUAAAUGGAGUUCCACUGGACUGCUGUGUUGAUUUGAAUCAGGAGACUAGAAAUGAGAUAAGUUUUAACAUCCUGCAGUUGUGUUUGAGAGAGCUGUUUGAGUUCCGCUUCAUGCAGACAGACCCCAAUUGGUCCAACUUCUUCUACAAUAGUGAACAGAACAAGAUAUUUCUGUUGGACUUUGGAGCCUGCCGAGAUUACCCAGAGACAUUCACAGAUGAUUACAUAGAGGUGGUUCAUGCAGCGUCAAUCGGAGACAGGGCAACUGUUCUGCAGAAAUCUAAAGACCUGAAGUUCCUUACCGGUUUCGAAGCCAAGGCAUUCGAGGAUGCACACGUGGAGGCAGUGAUGAUCCUCGGUGAAGCGUUUGCUUCUACGGAAGUGUUUGACUUUGGCACUCAGAGUACCACACAGCGCAUCCAGAGCCUGAUCCCUGUCAUGCUUCGACACCGUCUCACUCCUCCUCCAGAGGAGACUUACUCUCUGCACCGCAAAAUGGCUGGCUCAUUCCUCAUCUGUUCCAAGCUAAAGGCCCACAUUUCCUGCCGAAAUAUGUUCCUUGAUAUUUACAAUGCCUACAAACGUCAACGACAGGAAAGAUGCUCGCAGGUUUAGGUUUUGAGGGUUAUAUGUGACCAUUUAAUCACUCAAGAACUUCAAGAUCAUCAUGACACAGAUGUUUAUUUAUAUGUAUACAUAGAAAGUUCAAUUGUGUCAGUAUGUUUUUUUCCCCCCUUUUAUUUUCUUUGAUUGAAAAAAAACAAAACUGAAUGCAAAGGUAGAAAAUCUUAGAAUUAGUUAGCAAGGUCCUUGUUAUGAUCAUUGCCAAGCUUUUAAAGUUAUGACACUGUAAGCAAUGAAUAUAACGAUUUUACUCCAGUGGAGUGAAUUACAAAUCAGAAUUCUUGUGAAUGAUAUAAAUCUAACAAUAGAAUUUGACUGCACGGUUUGAUUUGCAACAUCAUUUUUCAGUUGAUACCAAGUAAGAAAUGUGUGUAUUUCUCUUCUCAUCAUUAAAAGUAUGUGACAACUGG
Messenger RNA from Rhinichthys klamathensis goyatoka, 2374 nucleotides. RefSeq names its product coenzyme Q8B (gene coq8b). NCBI's taxonomy places the organism in Eukaryota, Metazoa, Chordata, Actinopteri, Cypriniformes, Leuciscidae. Gene Ontology annotation, biological process: ubiquinone biosynthetic process. The transcript has 15 exons. Gene Ontology annotation, cellular component: extrinsic component of mitochondrial inner membrane. The record is from RefSeq and is a predicted model, not a curated record. Gene Ontology annotation, molecular function: kinase activity. The coding region runs from base 84 to 1955 and encodes 623 amino acids.